Molecule: messenger RNA, 1100 nt
Organism: Ipomoea triloba (trilobed morning glory)
Lineage: Eukaryota; Viridiplantae; Streptophyta; Magnoliopsida; Solanales; Convolvulaceae
Product: beta-carotene isomerase D27, chloroplastic
Exons: 6
Coding region: 2-907 (301 amino acids)
Molecular function (GO): iron ion binding
Source: RefSeq, a predicted model, not a curated record
UAUGCUGUUUUGUCCCUUAUUGUGUAUAGAUACUAUCGAUCUGCAAAGUAAAUCUACAUACUAUACUAUACAUCACCUCUUCUUUUGCUCAAUUAUCAAUCUCUCACCUCUGAUCUCCGAUAUAUCCAUGGAUGCAAAGCUUGUUCAACACUUGGAAACGCCAAGAAUUAUUGUUCAUCAUCAUCACAGGACCACAACCAAACGCCAUCUGCCAUUGGUUCGCGCUGUAGUAACAAAGCCAGCAGACAAUAAUAGUAAUACUAAAACAACGUUGUCGUCGUCGUGGUGUUCCAAGAAUGUUUACCAUGAUACCUGGUUUGAUCGGCUGGCCAUCAACCAUCUGUCCCAGUGCGUAAAAGCUGUAACAGGAGUUAGAAGUAGCAAGAGUGGGUAUGAUGGGUUGGUGGAAGUAACAAGAGCAGUUUUUCAUAACUUCGACUCAACCCAACAGCAGAGCCUUAUGAUCCAAGCUCUUCACAAAGCCAUACCAAACCCCAUUCUUAUGCUUAUGAGUAUGGUACUUCCACAAUCAAGAUUUGCCAGAGAAUAUUGUGCCGCCUUCACCACAAUUUUCUUUGCUUGGCUAGUAGGUCCCUGCCAGGUGAAGGAGGCAGAAUUUAAUGGAAGAAGAGAGAAGAACGUCGUCCACAUAGAGAAAUGCAGGUUCUUAGAGGAGACCAAUUGCGUUGGAAUGUGUACCAACCUAUGCAAGAUGCCAUCUCAAACAUUCAUCAAGAAUUCUAUGGGAAUGCCUGUCAAUAUGGUCCCUAAUUUUGAAAAUAUGAGCUGUGAGAUGAUAUUUGGGCAGGAUCCUCCCUCAACAUCUCAUGAUCCAGCAAUGAUGCAGCCAUGCUACAAAUUAUGUAACUCAAAGAAAAAGCACCACAAGAAUUGCAUCACCCAAUAACUUUCACAAUAUGGAACAUCAUAUCUUCAUCAGCUCACUCACAGAUUGAUGGAUGAUUCUUAGUUUAUUACUAUUAUUAAAAUUUUGGUGAGACUAAUGUAAAAGUGAACUAUUCUUUAGAUAGAUUCUGUACACAAAACGCACUCCAUAUAUAUAUACUACCACAAUUAUUAUUAUGUUGUUUUUACUUAAA